Messenger RNA from Acanthosepion pharaonis, 4812 nucleotides. Lineage: Eukaryota; Metazoa; Mollusca; Cephalopoda; Sepiida; Sepiidae. The record is from the annotation of a GenBank genome assembly.
AUGCUUAAUAUUAAGUCCGGUGUUGAGAGGUGGAUGCUUAAUAUUAAGUCCGGUGUUGAGAGGUGGAUGCUUAAUAUUAAGUCCGGUGUUGAGAGGUGGAUGCUUAAUAUUAAGUCAGGUGUAUUGUUUCUCUCCUUCUUUUUGCCCCCCUCUCUUUCUCUCUCUCUCUCUCUCUCUCUCUCUCUUUUACUCCGUUUCUCAGUGUCUUUUCUUUUUGCCUUUCUCUUUCUACUCAUCUUUCUCCCUCGUUUAUUUUCUUCUAUUUAUUACCUUUUUUUUUAUUCUCUCUCUCUCCCUCUCUCUCUCUUUGACUCUAUUCGACAGUGUCUUUUUCUCUUAAUCUCUUUAUACUCAUCUUCCUCUCUCUAUACAACUCUCUCUUUUCGUCCCCUAUUUCGCCAUCAAUAUUUGCGCUUCUGUCUCUCAACAUCCCAUAUAAACAAAUCUAUUUUGUUUUUCUUCAUGCUUUCUUUCUUUUUUCUUUCUUUCUUUCUUUCUUUCUUUCUUUCUUUCUUUCUUUCUAUCCGCUUCCUUUUCACUAUUGGCUCUCCUUUCGGAUUCUUCUACUCAUCUAAUUCUCUCUCUUUAUACCUCUCGCUUUGUAUCUCAUCGUCUCUUCUUUUUGACUCUUUCUUUCUUGACUCAUCUUUUUCUCAACUCUCUCUCUCAACUCUCUCUCUCUCUUUCUCAAUACUCCUCGUUUUCUUCCUCUCGACUUCCUUUACUUUUUCAUUCGCUCUCUUCGACUCAGUAACGUUGUUUUAUUUCUUACUUUCCCCUUUUACUCUUCUUUCUCUCUCUGUAUUUCUUUCCUUCUUCUUUUCAUUUUUUCGCCCCCCCCCCAUCACUCUCUCUCUCUCUCUCUUUUACUCCGUUUCUCAGUGUCUUUUCUUUUUGCCUUUCUCUUUCUACUCAUCUUUCUCCCUCGUUUAUUUUCUUCUAUUUAUUACCUUUUUUUAUUCGCUCUCUCUCUCCCUCUCUCUCUCUUUGACUCUAUUCGACAGUGUCUUUUCUCUCUUAAUCUCUCUUUAUACUCAUCUUCCUCUCUCUAUACAACUCUCUCUUUUCGUCCCCUGUUUCUCCCCCUUCUUCCUUCACUAUAUCUUCUACUAUAUUUCCAACUUUCUUUUCUCUCUGAUUCUUCUCACCUUUCUACUCUUUUCACCUAACCCUUUCUUUCCCCUGUUUUUUGCCCUUUUCUUUCUCUCACCCUCUCACUGUCUGCCUGUCUCUCUCUCUCUCUCUCUCUCUCUCACGCACACACACACUCUCUUUCUUGAACUUCUUUUUCUUAAGUUUUUCCCCUUAUCUUUUAUAUGCUUUCAUUUUCUGUUUUCUUUCUUCCUUUCAUUUUCUCCCUUCUUUCUUUCUUUUUUCUUUUCUUUCUUUCAUUUUCUCCCUCCUUUCUUUCAUUUUCUCCAUCCUUUCUUUCAUUUUCUCCCUUCUUUCUUUCAUUUUCGCCCUCCUUCCUUUCAUUUUCUUCCUCCUUUCUUUCAUUUUCUGUUUUCUUCCUUUCAUUUUCUCCCUUCUUUCUUUCUUUUUUUCUUUUCUUUCAUUUUCUCCUUUCUUUCUUUCAUUUUCUCCCCCCUUUUUUCAUGUUUCCUUCCUGUGAUGUUUCUUUUUAUGCAUUCAUUUUCUUUAAAUACUUUUAUCUUCAGUUCUUUUUUUUUUCUUUUUUGUUCGUCAAUCUUUUUUCUCGUUUCUUUCCUUCAUUCACAAUUCUUUUUCUUUAUUCUUUGUUUUUUUCUUUCUUUUAUUCUUCAUUUUUCUCAUUUUCUUUCUUUUUUAGUUCUUUUCCUUCAUUCUUACCCCAUUUCUUUUUUCUUCUUCAGGUCUUUUUCUCAUUUCUUUCUUUCUCAGUUUUUUUUUUUUCCUCAUUCCUUCUCCGUUUCUUUUUUUGUUCAGUUUUUUUCUUUAUUUAUUCUUAGUCAUUUUCUUUUCUUUCUUUUUUUACAGUACUUUUUCUUUAUACUUGCUUUCUUUGCUUCAUCUUCACUUUUUUCGUUAAUCUUUUCUUUUCUUCUUCGUUCUUUCUUUCACUUUUCUUUUCUUCCACUUCUUUAUCUUUAUUCUCUUUUUUUUUUCAUUUGCCUUUGUCUUCCUUAUUUCUUUGUUACGCCCUUUUUAUUCUUGACUAAUUCUUACUUUAUUGCUUUUUUUUUUCUCUUUCUUAAUGUGUUCCUCUUUUUCUUUUUCAACUUUUAUAAACACUUUAAUUUAUACGUUUUCCUAACCUUUAACUUUCUUUCAUCCUUUCUUUCUUUUUUCUUUCUGCGUGUAGUAACUUUUAACUUUCUUUCAUCCUUUCUUUCUUUUUUCUUUCUACGUGCAUAUCUUUUAUCUUUCUUUCUUUUUUCUUUCUUUUCAUUAACUCUAUAUGCAGUCAUUUCUUUCUUUUUGUUAUUUUUCCUUCCCUUUUCUUUGUCCCUCUUUUUCUUUGUUCUUGAUUUUGCCUUCUUUUUUAUUUUUAUUCACGACCUCUUCUUCAACUUCUUUCUUUACUUUUUUUUACCUUUCUUUCUUUUUCUUUCUUUUCUUAACAUUAUCUCUAUAUGUAUUAAUUUCUUUCUUUUUUGUUCAUUUUUCCUUUUGCUUUCUUUUACCUGUGCUCUUAUUUUUCUUUCCUUGUUCUUUAUUUUGCCUCCUUCUUUUUAUUUUCAUUCACGAUCUCUUCUUCCAUUUAUUCUCUCGUUUUCUCUUUCUUUUUUUAAAAUUUCUGUGUUAUUAUCAUUCUUUCUGUUUUUCAUACCUUCCCUCUAUUCAUUCGUUCUUUUUCUUCCUCUUUUCUUAAUCUCUACUUUUUUUUUUUUGCUUCGAAUUUUCUGUCGCUUCCACCCUCUCUCAUAUCGCUCUAAUCUGUCUGUCUCCCUCAUAACUGUCACUUAUCUUUCUCCUCUCUUUCAUCUCUCUCUGUCAUUUCUCUCAUCUCUCUCUGUCAUUUCUCUCAUCUCUCUCAUCUCUCUCCCCACUCUCUCAUCUCUCCCCUCUUUCUCAUCUCUCCCCUCUCUCUCAUCUCUCUCUUUUCUCUCUCAUCCCUCUUUCUCUUUUCUCUCUGUUUUCUCUCAUCUCUCCUUUCUAAUCUCUCUCCCUCUUUCUCAUCUCUCCCCCUCUAUCUCUCUCUCUUUUUCUCUCAUCCUCUUUCUCAUUUCUCCUAUUAUUUCUCUUAUCUCUCUCUGUCAUUUCUCUCAUCUCUCUCUCUCAUCUCAUCUCUCUCUUUCUCUCCCCUCUUUCUCAUCUCUCUCCUCUCUCUCAUUUCUCUCUCUUUUUUUCUCAUUUAUCUAUCUCUCUGUCAUUUCUCUCAUCUCUCUCUGUCAUUUCUCUCUCUCUCUCUCUCACUCCCCUCUUUCUCUCUCUCAUCCCUCUUUCUCAUUUCUCCCUGUCAUUUCUCUCAUCUCUCUCUUUUCUCUCAUCAUCUCUCUCUCUCUUUUCUCUCUCUUAUCUCUCUCAUCCCUCUUUCUCAUUUCUCUGUCAUUUCUCUCAUCUCUCUCCCCUCUCUCUCAUCUCUAUCUCUCCCAUCUCUCUCAUCUCUCUCCCUCUCUCUCUCAUCUCUCUUUCUCAUUUCUCUCCCUCAUUUCUCUCUCUCUCUCUAUUAUUCUCUCAUCUCUCUCUCAUCUCUCUUUCUCUCAUCUCUCUCUUUCUCUCUCAUUCCUCUUUUCUCUUUCUCUAUGUCAUUUCCCCUAUCUCUCUCAUCUCUCUCCCCACUCUCUCAUCUCUCCCCUCUUUCUCAUCUCUCUCCCCUCUCUCUCAUCUCUCUCUUUUCUCUCUCAUCCCUCUUUCUCUUUUCUCUCUGUCAUUUCUCCCCUAUCUCUCUGUCAUUUCUCUCAUCUCUCUCCCCUCUUUCUAAUCUCUCUCCCCUCUCUCACAUCUCUCUCUUUUCUCUCUCAUCCCUCUUUCUCAUUUCUCCCUGUCAUUUCUCUCAUCUCUCUCCCCUCUCUCUCAUCUCUCUCCCCUCUCUCUCAUCUCUCUCUUAUCUCUCUCAUCCCUCUUUCUCUUUCCCUCUCUCUCAUCUCUCUCCACUCUCUCUCAUCUCUCUCUUAUCUCUCUCAUCCCUCUUUCUCAUUUCUCUCUGUCAUUUCUCUCAUCUCUCUCAUCUCUCUCCCCUCUCUCUCAUCUCUCUACCCUCUCUCUCAUCUCUCUCCCCUCUCUCUCAUCUCUCUCUUAUCUCUCUCAUCCCUCUUUCUCAUUUCUCUCUGUCAUUUCUCUCAUCUCUCUCAUCUCUCUCCCCUCUCUCUCAUCUCUCUCCCCUCUCUCUCAUCUCUCUCCCCUCUCUCUCAUCUCUCUCUUAUCUCUCUCAUCCCUCUUUCUCAUUUCUCUCUGUCAUUUCUCUCAUCUCUCUCUCUCUCCUCUCUCUCAUCUCUCUCCCCUCUCUCUCAUCUCUCUCCCCUCCCCUCAUCUCUCUUAUCUCUCUCUCAUCCCUCUUUCUCAUUUCUCUCAUCUCCCUCCCCUCUCUCUCAUCUCUCUCUUAUCUCUCUCAUCCCUCUUUCUCAUCUCUCUCUCUGUCAUUUCUCUCCUCUCUCUCUUAUAUCCCUACAUCUCUAUUGUCACUUUUUCAUCUCUCUCCUCUCUCACAUCCCUCUUUCUUUCUCUUGCUCUCUCUCUCUCUCUUUCAUCUCUCUCAUAUCUCCUGUAUCUCUCCCCUCUCUCUCUCUCGUCCCUCAUCUCUCUCUCUCUGUCUCAUGUAUCUCACUUAUCUCUCCCAUCCCCCUUUAUCUCACAUCACUCAUUCUCUCUCUCAUCUCUUUCUUUCUUCCCUCUAAUCUAUCAUUUCUCUAUUCCCUCUCAUCUCUCAAUUUUCUCUUUCUUGCUAUUUGA